ACUUCCCUUUUCCUCCGUCCGUUGCUAUUGUGUAUUAACUUCCAGUUUCAGUUUCUUCCAUUUUGCGAAAAUAUUUCUCUGAACUUGCACUCUCUUGUUUGACGCAUUCUGAUUCAUACAACUGAAAAUGUCGCCGCCGAUCCUCUCGUUAGCUCUGCCGUCGGCGACUGGUCGAGUUCUCAGUAUUCAGUCCCACACUGUUCAGGGAUACGUUGGGAACAAAUCAGCUGUUUUCCCUCUCCAAUUAUUGGGCUAUGAUGUGGAUCCAAUAAACUCCGUGCACUUCUCAAACCACACAGGAUAUCCGACUUUCAAGGGCCAAGUUUUGAAUGGAGAACAAUUAUGGGACUUAAUUGAAGGCCUUGAAGAAAAUGAAUUGUUGUACUAUACUCAUCUGUUAACAGGUUAUAUUGGUUCUGUUUCUUUUCUCAACACAGUGUUAAAAGUUGUCGAUAAGCUUCGCUCAGCAAACCCUAAGCUAAUAUAUGUAUGUGAUCCAGUGAUGGGUGAUGAAGGGAAGCUAUAUGUUCCUCAAGAACUGGUAUCUGUAUACCGCAAGAAGGUUGUCCCGGUGGCUUCAAUGUUGACUCCUAAUCAAUUUGAAGCUGAACAAUUGACUGGGUUAAGGAUCCAAUCUGAAAGAGAUGGCAGGGAAGCUUGUAACAUUCUUCAUGCCGCAGGACCUGCAAGGGUUGUGAUUACAAGCAUAAAUAUGAACGGUAAACUUCUUCUCAUUGGCAGCCAUCAGAAGAAUGAGGGCCAGGCUCCUGAACAAUUUAAGAUCGUGAUUCCCAUGAUCCCUGCAUAUUUCACAGGAACUGGAGAUCUUACGACUGCGCUUCUUCUUGGUUGGAGCAAUAAAUACCUUGAACACCUUGAUUUGGCGGCAGAACUUGCAGUGUCAAGUUUGCAGGCGGUUCUGCACAGAACAAUGAAUGAUUACAUAAGUGCAGGACAUGAUCCUAAAUCGAGUAGUUUGGAAAUUCGAUUGAUUCAAAGCCAAGAUGAGAUUCGUAACCCACAAGUCAAACUCAAGGCUGAAAAAUACGAUUGAAUUGGUGAUUCAUUCGAAUAUCUUUCUAGGUGUAUUGAAAGAUGGGCUUGAACAUCUUUAUUUUCGUUUCUUAGCCCAAAAAUUGAAGGUAUAAUAAUAGUUGUACUGAAAACCUGGUUUUAAGUUCACUCUCUAAAAGCUUGGGGAUGAAGGGAUUAAGGUUUGGAAGUAGUUUACACAA
Cucurbita maxima (winter squash) is the source of this 1235-nucleotide messenger RNA. Its product is annotated as pyridoxal kinase-like. Gene Ontology annotation, biological process: pyridoxal 5'-phosphate salvage. The transcript has 12 exons. NCBI's taxonomy places the organism in Eukaryota, Viridiplantae, Streptophyta, Magnoliopsida, Cucurbitales, Cucurbitaceae. The record is from RefSeq and is a predicted model, not a curated record. The coding region runs from base 128 to 1054 and encodes 308 amino acids. Gene Ontology annotation, molecular function: pyridoxal kinase activity. Gene Ontology annotation, cellular component: cytosol.